GCCUUGCGCAGCACGGAGCCGUCCAGUUCCGUCCUUCGGAAGCCUGAUCCUCCCGCCGCAGCCGCCCUCUCUGCUUUAUAUGCUCCGCCGGCGGCGUCUCUUCCCUCCCAAUCCUGCGCUUCAAAAUCCCCCCAGCCCCAAUGGAGAGCAGCGUAGAGAGUGCGGUGGCGGCGGCUGUGGCGGCGGGCGGCGGAGGGUACUGCUGCGGCGGGUGGGAGACGCCGAAGCGGGAGGAGUGCCGCAUCCCGGCGACGCUCCCCUGCCCCGCGGCGCCGAGGAAGGCCGUGCCAGACCUGGGGAAGCGGCGGAGCCCGCCCAAGAACGGCUACUUCCAGCCGCCGGACCUGGAGGCGCUCUUCGCGCUCGCCCCGCGCCGCCAGGCCUCCACCUGCGCGUGACUUUGCCGCGGUGGGCGGAGAGGAGCUCUGUUCUAGAUCGAUUUUGGGAGCUGUAGAUACUUCGCCAGUUUCUCCUCUGUUGUACUCUAGGGUUUAGUUGCGGGCAGAUAGGGAUCGGUAGGAGGGUUUUAGGGAGUAGUUGGUAGGUAGGUGGUGGAUGCUUCAUGCUUGAGAUGAGAGCUCGUUAGCAUACUGUUUUGUAUUGGUUCAGAUGAUGAAAUCCUCAUAUGCUUCUUGCCUCGCCUGA
Messenger RNA from Panicum virgatum (switchgrass), 645 nucleotides. RefSeq names its product cyclin-dependent protein kinase inhibitor SMR4-like. The record is from RefSeq and is a predicted model, not a curated record. The coding region runs from base 141 to 398 and encodes 85 amino acids. The transcript has a single exon. Gene Ontology annotation, biological process: regulation of DNA endoreduplication. NCBI's taxonomy places the organism in Eukaryota, Viridiplantae, Streptophyta, Magnoliopsida, Poales, Poaceae.